AACUUCCUUCUGAGAAACUCUCCCCUUUCUGCAGCUUGCAGGACCUGAGUAUAACACGUUUCCUGAGACUUCCCCCUCUGGUCACUAGUUUCCCAAUGCAGUCAUAGGUGAUUCCUGUUUUGGCUUCUUACAAGCAGUCUCAGGAUGGCCUCCUGCUGCUGGAUCUGUGGGGUUUCUGUGUAAGCCCCCAGCUCCUGCUAUUUCUCUCACUGCUGGCUCUGGGAAGCUACAGUAAUCUUGAUCCCCUUCUUGUAAGGAGAGAUAAAAACCAGUGAUCCCCUCCCAAUCCUAAAAAAGGAAAGAGGCAACAGCUGUGAACCCUUGUUUGCUGGGAAUCUGAUGGGUGUAUCAUACUGAACUUUUCAGCUUGUUUCAAAGGGAAAAGAAUAUUUGAAUAGAAGACUGAUCCAAAAAGUGUACUCCCCUGAUAUAAGUAUGUUGCUUUUGUGCUGAACGAUGCCUCAGCCAGUAUAUGCUGGAGCUGACAUGUGGAACUUUGUUGGAGACUCAAGUAGGCUAGAGAAUCAAGUAAUUAAACUCAGUCUCUCCGAAUCUGGCAUAAGGAUUUCUUCUUCACAGCUCCCCACAAGAAAGAGACUACCUCUGAGAAGUACUUGUUUCCAGUACCUGCUGCACCUCCUGAACAAUGAUUUUCUCAGCUUUUUAAAUUAUAAGACUGGACUAAUCAUCUUCAUUCUUUGCUGCAUCAAUGCAUAUCUUCCAAAAACAGAAGCCCAAAGUAUUACUCCAGAUCUGCUGAGAUAUUUUAUAGAUGAUUUAAAUGAGAUUAAACGACUUGAUUGCAUUGAUACCAGUUUAUAUACUGCAAGCACAAGUGAAUAUGGUGGAUGUGAAGAAUCAGUGAUGAAUUGCUUUUUUUCAGAGAUGGAGGUGGUUAGGCAUGAAAGUAAAAUCAAGCAAUGUACAAACAAUGAGAGCGUGAAUACUCUGCUGCGCAAUGCAAAGCCAUACAAGCUUCCUCUUUUUCAGAAUGCAAGCCAUGUAAUGAAAGCAAACUGCAAACAAUGUGAACAAUAUGAAGAAAGAAAUUUUACGGAAUUUGUAGAGAAUUUUAAAAUCCUAGUACAACAUUUGUUCAGAAACAUGUCAUGAGGAUUGUGCUUAGGAGCAACUCAAAACCUCACCUGCUCCUUCAAGCAAUAUAAUCAAGAAAGAAUGUAGCUAGAUUGGCUGGCUAUUCUAAGAGCCUUGUUAUGAGAGAGCGGCAGAAAAACAAAUGGAGACAAGAAUGUGAACUAUGGACUGUUAUUUGUGUAAUGCAGAAGAUCAGGCUAAUCAAUCACAAUGGUUCUUAUGGUUUUACAAUCUAAGAAAUUUGUAUGAGGGGUAGAGCCUCACUACCAGCUCCAGCAGCUACAGAGCAAAAUCAGAUUGUUCAUAAUCAAAUGAUAACAGCUAACAGUACUGAAACUGUGAAAAAAAUUAUUGACCAUUAGCCCAAUCAGCUGAAAAUUGUUUUUUUCAGGGUAGAUUUGUUUAGCAACAGAAAUUAAUGACUGGAGUGAAGUAUGUUUUCAUUUAGACAUGAAGUUCUGUUUCGCAGAAGGAAAACAAACAACAAAGAUAGUUACCUCACACCAAAAUCCCUGUAUUUACAACUCCAUUGAACCAUGGACCCCAAAGACCCUGUACCUUUGUUUCUUCUCAGGGUCAUACUCACCACUUCUCCUCCUUGCCUUUUGCUCUAACCUUCAAUAGGCUGAAUCCUAGUCUUCACAUUUUGUAUUGGCAAUCAAGAAAACACUUGAGCCUACUUAGCACAAAUAUGACAUGCCAUAUACAUACCUCAAGUGUCAGUUCAGCCUUUUAUUCCAUCCCAGUUGUUGGGAUUUGAGUUCUUCUUUGGGUGAGCUUGAAAUUGCAUAUUUGGUACAGUCAUUGACUUUAAGAAAGUCUGACUAUUUUUGUGAGGCCAUGCUGCAGUUCCUUUUUAUUAUGCUACCUUUAUGCAAAUCAUAGUCCGUUUAAAACUGGAGGAAUGGAAUGGAGAAUCAGGCCCAGUUUGUCUAGUGUCAAAAUUAGUUGCUAUGUCUUUUUAGCAAUGGACUGUGCAUCUAACAAACAUGUGCAUGGUAUUCUAUCUUCAUAAGAUUGGGUUUUGGCUUUUAGUUGCUUUGCCCAGGUGGUAAAUGUGUCAUUAAUUUUAUCUGACCUGAAUUUAUUAUACUUUUGCAAUAAAGAAAAUCCCUUUCUUUAGAUAACGGACUAUGUCUUCAAUUAACAUAUGACUAGACAACUGUUAAAUAUCAUGGAUACAUUAGUAUUAAUAGUGCUGUCUCUGAAUAACUCACAUGGACAAAAUCCACCCUGGGAUUGAUCUUUAUUAGAUCAAAAGAAGGAAAGAAAAUGCACAUAAUAGUCCAUGUAUAAGGAUCCCAACAAAUAAAUUUAUUCUGUGAUUGUUGACCAUUUCGACAAAUGUGUAUAUCCAGCAGAUGGAAAAAUAAAAGGAUCUUAUGAUGA
This is a messenger RNA of Gavialis gangeticus (Gharial), 2484 nucleotides long. RefSeq names its product interleukin 15 (gene IL15). The transcript is spliced from 9 exons. Gene Ontology annotation, biological process: positive regulation of T cell proliferation; positive regulation of cytokine production; neutrophil activation. Gene Ontology annotation, molecular function: cytokine activity; cytokine receptor binding. Gene Ontology annotation, cellular component: extracellular region. Bases 457 to 1113 code for a protein of 218 amino acids. The record is from RefSeq and is a predicted model, not a curated record. Lineage: Eukaryota; Metazoa; Chordata; Crocodylia; Gavialidae.